AUGUCUCUCCUACGUGAUAUCGUCAAGAAACGAAAAGACGCCAGUAAACGCAGCGAUGCGGCUUCUGUAAAGUCAACAGGCGCUCGUUCUGUUGUUGCAUCUCUCUACUCGCUCGCGAUCGGUGGACAACGCGUAAAGAAGCGCAGAAGACCUGAUUUCUCGACGUUGGGAGCGCCAGAAUGGUAUUCGGAGGACGGCAACCCACGUUUACCUUCGGACAUGCCUGGGACGACCACAAGAACAGACUUGCCGGCCUACACAAUAGCUCAUGGAACAGUUCUGGCUCUUCGCAUUGAAGACAAGAAUCAUUGGUUAUCAUUGGUCUUGUACAGUCACGCCAAGGAGUCCUCACUGGCAGCAAUGUACCACAACGCAGCCAAAAUUUGUGGAGAGGUCCGAGUUUGUCUGGAGAAAACAAAGAAUAUUUCCAGUAUUGAAGUCUGGAUGAGUGCUGUCGCGCCUGCCGGUGAGCUGAUAAGCCUAACCGCAACUGUAUGGAAUCGUUCUAUGGGAGACCCGCGACAUCCACAAGGGGCAAAAGUAGCAUUCAAGGACAAGUUUCCUAUGGGCACCUUCGUCUUUCCAUUUGAACUACCACCGCUCCCCAAAUUUGUGCCCGUGGCUCAUCCAGAUAGUAGCGACAAUCGAAAGGGAUUCGUCCCUUUGCCUCGUAGCUUCUGGAAAGAUAAGGUUUACGGUGACGCAUUUUACCAAACAACAAGCAUUGACUCUGACAACUAUUGGUUUCUACAUCAGUGCGGCGUUGGGAUACGACGAGACUCGGUCGCAGGAAUCGACGAAGAUAUGGACAUGAUUCUACAGUACAUUCCGCUUGCCCCUCCGCUUCCUCGCAAAUCUGUUCCGUUUCCUUUUCUCGCAUCCCGUGAGGAUUGGCCAUUCAAACGCGAAACUCUGGGUGGAUGGGUGCUGACUCCGUUCGGUGGUCGCGGGCGGAUUGGGUUGGAAAUGGUCGAAGUCGAGGGUCUGCUCGGGAUCCAGGAUCCGUCCAUUGUCACCGCUGGCCAUAAACUCGAGUUUGUGGUCAUUUUGUGGUCCAAGAGCGCCGAUGCCUUACAGCUGCUCGGUCAGCCGGCAGCCAUUAACGUAUCCUACUGCAUGGCCGAUUUCAUGCCUUCUUCAGAGGCGUUGCGCCCACGUGAGCAGAGUCGGACAACGCGGAAAAUCGAGCAAAUGUGCCGAGGGCGAAUUUGGUCAACAGACACAGGUCGUCCGUCGGAAGGCGCUCCAGAACUAGCGCUUGUAUCUCCAGAACACAUACUUCAGAAAAUGUCUGCUUCCCGCGCUACCCCUCUAAAACCUCCCGCUCCAUCUCGAAUGCAAAGUACAUGGUCGGCCGAUGAUCAGGACGAAGACGAUGGAAAAGAGGUCGAAGACAUUGUUCAAGGUGAUCUGGAGGAUUCUUCGGAGCAUUUUGUCCGUUUGGAAGGAGAGAUAGUCGUGCCGCCAUGUCGUCCAGUGAGUUAUCGAUAUACCGAGAUUGGUCGCGAGUACACCCUCGAGCUUCAAUUUGCUCAUCAUCUAUAUUCACAUAUCUCGCCGACUGGGCCAGGCCUGUUAGCAGAGGUACCCGUGUGGUACGUUGCAGACCGCCCCUUGCGUGGUGGACCGGCAACUCUCAAUGAUGACCCGACAUAUCUCGAAUCACUGCCGCUCAAUGGUGCCACAAUCCCCAUACCUUCCGAUGCCAUUCGGUGGCCUAAAGUGAUAGGCAAACACGCUGUUUCUAGCAGAGGCGGGCUUGCAAAGCUGGGGCAGUCCUUCUUGGGUUUGGUUCCACCAAAGAGUCAGCAACAUGCUGAUCCAUGA
Molecule: messenger RNA, 1827 nt
Organism: Mycena indigotica
Lineage: Eukaryota; Fungi; Basidiomycota; Agaricomycetes; Agaricales; Mycenaceae
Exons: 8
Coding region: 1-1827 (608 amino acids)
Source: RefSeq, a predicted model, not a curated record